This is a messenger RNA of Suricata suricatta (meerkat), 3057 nucleotides long. RefSeq names its product LBH regulator of WNT signaling pathway (gene LBH). The record is from RefSeq and is a predicted model, not a curated record. Bases 198 to 515 code for a protein of 105 amino acids. Gene Ontology annotation, biological process: positive regulation of DNA-templated transcription. The transcript has 3 exons. NCBI's taxonomy places the organism in Eukaryota, Metazoa, Chordata, Mammalia, Carnivora, Herpestidae. Gene Ontology annotation, cellular component: nucleus.
UCGGUGUAGAGCCGAGAGUUCCGUGCGCUCUGCGGACGCCGCUGGCAGCGGGGCUGUCUCCGGAAGGCGGACCCGCGGACGCCUAGUGCUUGCACUCGGCCGCCGGCCGCGCCUCUCUGCGCCCCUGACAGCCUUACUCGGGACGCAGCGGCCGUUUUUAAGUCACAAGGGCGUGGGUCAGCCUCCCCCAGGACUUCAUGUCUGUUUAUUUCCCCAUUCACUGCCCUGACUAUCUGAGAUCUGCAGAGAUGACUGAGGUGAUGAUGAACACCCCAUCCAUGGAGGAGAUUGGCCUCAGCCCCCGAAAGGACGGCAUUUCCUAUCAGAUCUUCCCUGACCCGUCGGACUUUGACCGCUCCUGCAAAGUGAAGGACCGCCUGCCCUCCAUCGUGGUGGAGCCCACGGAGGGCGAAGUGGAGAGCGGGGAGCUCCGGUGGCCGCCUGAGGAGUUCGUGGUCCAGGAGGAUGAGCAGGACAACUGUGAAGAGACAGAGAAGGACAACAAGGAGCAAUAGAGUCCCUGCCGACUCCCUCGGGGCCAUACCAGACGGCCACUGUCCCUGAACUGUGUGUUCUUUCCCGUUGUGAUGAAGAAGGGAGUGAGCCACAGUAGUUCUGAAAAUGUCAAAUGAUGGCUUCCGUUUUGCACCUGCAAAUCACCGAGUUGGGUUUUUUUUUCUUUCCUUCCUUUCUUUUUUUUUCUUUUUCUUUUUUUUUUUUUUUUUGAGAUGCUGGGCAGUGGAGCCCUCUGCAACAAUGUGCAAGGCCUUCUGAGAAAGGAAGCUGCUUAGAGCAGGAGUGGGGGGUGCGGGGAAGUGGUGCAUCUUCGAGAUUGGAAUCUGAACCUGAGCAGGCUAGAGGCAGCAGUGGGAUUCCAGUGGGCUGGGGAAGGGGGGGGGGCGGUGCUGUGGGGGGGAUGGGUUAUGUGCACCGUGAGCGAGGAACAUUUGGGGUAAGAGAACAAACAGGAGACGGUAGAGAAAAUACACACGUUUGAAAGGGAGCCUCGAGCAGAGGAGUGCAGCCAGGAAGUUCCCGCCAGCAGCUGCUGGGGCAUCAGGAAACGUGUUCAUCUCUCUCUCUCUCUCUGUCUCUCUCUGUCUCUCUCUCUCUCUCUCUCUCUCUCUCUCUCGGUCUGUCUCUCUCUAGUUCUGCUCACCACCAGCCUUUGCUUUUAUUUUGGCUAUGUUGGUCUGUUAAUAGGAGGCAGAAAAGUAGAGCAGUGGAAACCGGCUGCCUGCAAAGCCAGCUGGAGGUGAGGCGUGGGUGGGAAGGCUUCCCUGCCCCUCCUCCACCCUCACUCCAGCCCUGGCAUGGCCGGUUCACAUAUCCGCUCUAAUCUGGAAGUUUCUUAAGAGGCGGCGCUCUUGAGCUUUUCUCUCCUGAUUUAUCCUUUUACGCACCGCCCCCCCCCCCCCGCCGUUUCCCCUCGCGUUCUGCCAGACCAGCCCCUUUGGAAGUAGCUGGAGCGCGUCCCACCCCUGUGGAAGGACCUGGAAGGACCCGGUGGGCUCUUGGACGUGAGAUCCUUGCCUCCUGCUCCCGCAGGCUUGCUGUGUUCUGAGGGGAGGCAGGACCAGGCCGGCCCUCCUUGUCCGCACCCCCCCUCCCCCCCGCAGGCCCUGGGCGUAGCAGUGAGGCAGAGCUUACUCCCAAUCCUGCUGCCAGUCCCAGCCAGCCUGACCGGUGGAGGUACCCAUCCCCACGUGCGCCCUGGCCUGGCUUUAUUUUUGGUGGGAGCUGAGUGGAGGAGGCUCUUUGUUGGGGAGGUGAGCGUUAAUGGCGAUCCCAAAUCCAAGACUUAACAGAUGGGGAUAACAGGGCUCUCACGCAGCAGUUUGAAACUGAAAGUGUGAUGUGAUCCCUGGCUUGUCCUUGUGAGGUUCCUGAUGCAGGUGGGUGGAGGGCGUGGUGAGGGUGAUGAGGGAGCGGAGCGCUAAGCAUCGGCCCUCAUCCCUCCCACCUCUCCUCUGGCCCCUGCAAGGACACGGUUGUACGAGAAAGCUAGCCUUGGACUUAGAGCCUCCUACAGUUAAGACCCCUCUGGAGCAGCGGGUUUCAGGGCGUACUCUUCAAACCUCCUGCAGCUCACAGCAUGAAGGUGCAGCCGAGAGGUGAGCUCGGGACCCUCCUUGGGCCGAACCAGGCCAGCAGAGGCACCCCGCAGGUCUCCGGUGGGUCUAAGUUGACCCCAGUUUGAGACCUGUGUACAGAGCUGUAUUUAAUACCUCAAGGUUAGUGUGGUUCCGGGGACCUGGGGCGGGGAGAUGAGGUGUUCGGUUGACCCCUCUGCAAGCUUUGGUUCUGGGAAGCCAACGCCCAGCCCCCCGCGCCCUGCCCCCCGCCCCCUCCUUCCUGGCCCCGUGUUGUCUGCUUGUGUUACACUGAUGGCAAUAACUUCUUCCAGCUCCUCGGGAAUGGGCGAGGCCUGCAGCCCACAUCCUCAUGCUCCCGCUGGUCCUGCUAUGGCUGCACAGAGUCCUCCCUCCUCCUUCAUCCCGCACCUGCCUCCCUUUGUGGGUGGGGCCUUGCCUUUUAAAAUCCCGUGUUUCUGUGUCCCUCUCAUCUGCUCCCUUCUCUCAUCUGUCCUGGUCUUGCCGUGUGAUAGGAACGUGCUUGUAAACUGCAUAACAAAUCUACUUUGUGUAUAUGUGUGUUUAUGGGGGUGUCUUAUUACUUUGCUGGUCACUAGACGCCUUUGUACAACCGUUCGGAGUCUGAGCAGGCCGGGGACUGACAACUAAAGUCAGGACCUGCAGGCAGCAGCAAGCCUGUUGGAGGGACCCAGCCACUCUUAGACGAGUGGCUGAGCUCCUAUCUGGCCUCCUGUUUUGUUUUGUUUUGUUUUGUUUUUUUAAAGUAACUUGUGUGUAUUUCUAACUGAUCGUAUUAAAAAUAAAAACCCUAGUAUUUCAGUAAAAAAUGCCUGUUGUAAGAUGAACCUCCUGUAACUUCUAUCUGUUCUUUUUUGAGGCUCAGGGAGAAACUAGCAUUUUUUUUUCCAAACUACUUUUUGUCACUGUGACAGUUGUAAAUAAAGUUUGAAAAUGCUUUCCA